Molecule: messenger RNA, 10530 nt
Organism: Artibeus jamaicensis (Jamaican fruit-eating bat)
Lineage: Eukaryota; Metazoa; Chordata; Mammalia; Chiroptera; Phyllostomidae
Gene: CDC5L
Product: cell division cycle 5 like
Exons: 16
Coding region: 115-2523 (802 amino acids)
Biological process (GO): mRNA splicing, via spliceosome; regulation of transcription by RNA polymerase II
Cellular component (GO): Prp19 complex; spliceosomal complex
Molecular function (GO): DNA-binding transcription factor activity, RNA polymerase II-specific; RNA polymerase II transcription regulatory region sequence-specific DNA binding
Source: RefSeq, a predicted model, not a curated record
GUAGCAGAAGGUCGCGGCAGGAGGAAGAGGUGGCUUUCAGUCCCAGAGCGGGUCUGCUGUUGCUAUUUCUCUGAAGCUCCUCUCGGCCUCUUGCCGAGACACCCCGCCGCCAAAAUGCCUCGAAUUAUGAUUAAGGGGGGCGUGUGGAGGAAUACCGAGGAUGAAAUUCUGAAAGCAGCGGUAAUGAAAUAUGGGAAAAAUCAGUGGUCUAGGAUUGCCUCACUGCUGCAUAGGAAAUCAGCAAAGCAGUGCAAAGCCAGAUGGUAUGAGUGGCUGGAUCCAAGCAUUAAGAAAACAGAAUGGUCCCGAGAAGAAGAGGAAAAACUCUUGCACUUGGCCAAGUUGAUGCCGACUCAGUGGAGGACCAUCGCUCCAAUCAUUGGGAGAACGGCUGCCCAGUGCUUGGAACACUAUGAGUUUUUGCUGGAUAAAGCCGCCCAAAGAGACAAUGAAGAGGAAACCGCAGAUGAUCCAAGAAAACUGAAACCUGGAGAAAUAGAUCCAAAUCCAGAGACAAAACCAGCUCGGCCCGAUCCAAUCGACAUGGAUGAGGAUGAACUUGAGAUGCUUUCUGAAGCUAGGGCCCGCCUGGCUAAUACGCAGGGAAAGAAGGCCAAGAGGAAAGCAAGAGAGAAACAGUUGGAAGAGGCAAGACGUCUUGCUGCCCUCCAAAAGAGAAGAGAACUUCGGGCAGCUGGCAUAGAAAUUCAGAAGAAAAGAAAGAAGAAGAGAGGCGUGGAUUAUAAUGCUGAAAUCCCAUUUGAGAAAAAGCCUGCUCUUGGUUUCUAUGAUACUUCUGAGGAAAACUACCAGGCUCUGGAUGCGGAUUUCAGGAAGCUCAGACAACAGGAUCUGGAUGGCGAGCUGAGAUCUGAAAAAGAAGGAAGAGACAGAAAGAAAGACAAGCAGCAUCUCAAGAGGAAAAAAGAGUCUGAUUUACCAUCAGCUAUUCUUCAAACUAGUGGUGUUUCUGAAUUUACUAAAAAGAGAAGUAAACUAGUACUUCCUGCCCCUCAGAUUUCAGAUGCGGAACUCCAGGAAGUUGUGAAAGUAGGCCAAGCGAGUGAAAUUGCGCGUCAGACUGCUGAGGAAUCGGGCAUAACAAAUUCUGCUUCCAGUACUCUUUUGUCUGAGUACAAUGUCACCAACAACAGCAUCGCUCUUAGGACGCCACGAACGCCAGCUUCCCAGGACAGAAUUCUGCAGGAAGCCCAGAACCUCAUGGCCCUGACCAAUGUGGAUACCCCAUUAAAAGGUGGACUUAACACACCCUUGCACGAGAGUGACUUCUCAGGUGUGACUCCACAGCGGCAGGUUGUACAGACUCCAAACACAGUUCUUUCUACCCCAUUCAGGACUCCCUCUCAUGGCUCUGAAGGUCUGACUCCCCGGAGUGGGACAACCCCCAAACCAGUUGUUACCUCCACCCCGGGCAGAACACCUCUUCGAGACAAGUUGAACAUUAAUCCUGAGGAUGGAAUGGCAGACUACAGUGAUCCCUCUUACGUGAAGCAGAUGGAAAGAGAAUCUCGUGAACACCUCCGUUUAGGGUUGAUGGGCCUUCCUGCCCCCAAGAAUGACUUUGAAAUUGUUCUGCCAGAAAAUGCUGAGAAGGAGCUGGAAGACCGUGAAAUAGAUGACACAUACAUUGAAGAUGCUGCCGAUGUGGAUGCACGAAAGCAGGCCAUGAGAGAUGCAGAGCGUGUGAAGGAAAUGAAACGAAUGCACAAAGCUGUUCAGAAAGAUCUUCCAAGACCAUCAGAAGUAAAUGAAACUAUUCUAAGACCCUUAAAUGUAGAACCACCUUUAACAGACCUACAGAAAAGUGAAGAACUAAUCAAAAAAGAAAUGAUCACAAUGCUUCAUUAUGACCUUCUACAUCACCCUUAUGAACCGUCUGGAAAUAAAAAAGGAAAAACUGUAGGGUUUGCUACCAAUAACUCAGAGCACAUUGCCUAUCUGGAACAUAACCCUUAUGAAAAGUUCUCUAAAGAAGACCUGAAAAAGGCCCAGGAUGUUCUGGUACAGGAGAUGGAGGUGGUGAAACAAGGUAUGAGCCAUGGAGAGCUCUCAAGUGAAGCUUAUAACCAGGUGUGGGAAGAAUGCUACAGUCAAGUUUUGUAUCUGCCUGGGCAGAGCCGCUAUACACGGGCCAAUCUGGCAAGCAAAAAAGACAGAAUUGAGUCACUGGAAAAGAGGCUUGAGAUAAACAGAGGUCACAUGACGACAGAAGCCAAGAGAGCUGCAAAGAUGGAAAAGAAGAUGAAAAUUUUGCUUGGGGGUUACCAGUCUCGUGCUAUGGGGCUCAUGAAACAGUUGAAUGACUUAUGGGACCAAAUUGAGCAGGCUUACUUAGAGUUGCGCACUUUUGAAGAACUGAAGAAACACGAAGAUUCAGCUAUUCCCCGGAGGCUAGAGUGUCUAAAAGAAGAUGUUCAGCGACAACAGGAGAGAGAAAAGGAACUUCAGCAAAGAUUUGCUGAUUUGCUGCUGGAGAAAGAAACUUUAAAGUCCAAAAUGUGAAGCGCAGUUCGUGUUCUGUCACAGGAGGAAUUAAGUGCUGGUUUUCGUACUCCGGAAGGCUGAACCUGAUGUUUAUCUUCAUUGACAAAUUCCCCCAUGAUCUGUGGGGUUUGGUUGUUUAUUCUAAAUGAUAUCGAUCUUACCCAAUCUAUGUAUAAAGACUUUAACUCCACAGGACAUUUUGGGGUUUAAAUUAUGACGACAAUCAUUCGUUAAACAGUGUCAUAUUGGCAACUUUUUUUGGUUGGCCUUUAUUUUAAAAGCGUGAUUUUCAAGUGCUGCCUGUGAGGAUACUCUUGAAUAAAAACAAAAGAUAAAAUUGAGAAUGCAGCCUUUUGUUUGAAGUAAUUGGGUACUGAAGAGUGCCCACAUACCAGCCAGUGUGUGUGGUAUGUGACAGUUAACGCUGGCUCUUCGGUGAUCAGAAUGGUGAUCCAGUGUCUUAAAUGAAACCCUUCAGUGGCAAUCCUUUUGUGGCUGUUAGUUUUUACUGUUUUAGCAUAGAAUGAUCAUUUGUCUGUGUACUGACAAGAUAGAUUAACUUUUUAAUACCUCUUUUUUUUUUCAAUAUAAUUUUAGGGAAGGUCUUUCCUCUGCCCACCUAUUUACAUAUGUAGUUAAUGGACUAGUACUCAAAAGAUUUAAUUUUCCUUGACCUGUUAUUUUCUUGUAAAUAGUUACUGACAAAAGUAUUUUAAAGAUUAAUUUCAGCAAGGUUAUCAGACUUUAUUAAAGCUCUGUGUUUAUCUUAACAAGUCAAUUACAAAUGUAGAAUUUGGGGAUGGGUGGGUAGAGGUGGGGAGAUCUAACUGUAACAAUCCGUGUGAAGUCAUUUAGGGCAGUAUUGGUUGGCUACAGGAUCAGUAGAGGCCAACCAUGUGUUGGACUCACUGAAAAAAUUCACCCAAUCUUAGAAUAUUAGGGAGGGGUUCAUUCCUCCUUAAUGAAAUGAAAUUCCUCCCUCAUGAAUGAAUCCCUCCAUUAAAAGGCAGGGAUUCAUUUAUUCAUUCAUCAGGUGUUUGUUAACUCCACACCUAGUGUCAGAGUCCUGGCAAUAGAGCAGUGAGCAGAGUGGGUGGCCAUGGGUCCUGUUUUGUAGAGCUUACUGUUUAUUGAGAAUGACAGACACUAAAAUUCAAGUGUUGGCUGAGUGACUCUUAAACGUGCCAGGCAUUUGUGAGGGUUGGAGUGGGAUGGUUAUUGAGACACAGUCCUUGCUCUCAUGGAGGUGACAUGUGUGGGAGGAGAUGAUAAACAUACAGGGAGAAGUAUCAGGUCAUGAACUUCCUGUGGAGGGAACUAAAAUGGGGGGAUGGGAAAUAGUGACUGGGUGGCUACUUUGGGUUGGGUGAUCAAAGAGCUCUCUAGGGAGGUAAUAUUUAAAACAGGAUGUGACUGACAUCUUAGAAGGAGCCAUCCAUGUGAGAUUCAGGGGAAGCGCAAUGCCAGCAAAGUGAAGAACCAGCAGCACAAGGGUGUGUUUGAGCAACAAGGUUGCUGUGGCCAGAGUGUCGAGAAUGCAUUUGUGUAAGGCCGGGUUGUAUGGAGCCGUGUUUGUAAGGCUGGAGUAAGGAGUUUGGGUCUUCUGUGAUGGAAAGCUUUCCUUCUGAGCAAAGGAACGACAGGGCUAGAAGCGUUUCAGCAACAUCUUGUCACCACGUCCUCAGACUAGGGUAGAAAUGGUCCUGAUGGAAGAUGUGGAAAGAGUUGAGCAGCAGUUGUUCUGGUCAGACCAUUAAUUUACCUUUUCCUGGAAUCUUCUUAAUUCUAGUUCUUUUUCCCAGUAAUUUUGCAUAGGCUUAGGAAAAUACUUUGAUAUCUGUGAAUAUUGAUGUUAUCUGAUAGUUUUUAUUUAAUUUUUAUUGCAUGCUUUAUUGGCUGAAAUGUUUAGAAUGAUAAUAACAAUGAUACUAGACAUCCUUGUUCUGUUUCUGACUUGAAUGGGAACAUCCAUAGUUCCCAUUAAACAUCCAUAGUGUUUUACCUUUAGACACAGGCUGGCUGUUUUGAGUCAGAUAGUCAUCUAGAAAGGAAAUUUCCCUCUAUCUUUAGUUUUUAAAGAAUUUGAAUUGGGUAUGGCCCUGGAAUUUUGUCAGAUAGCUUUUUGGGUAUCAGUUAAGGCGAUUAUAUAGUUUAUUUUCUUCAUUUGAUUUGUGAUUACAUACACAUGCACAUACACAUACAUGCACAUUUUUGAUUUUGAGAGUACAUUUAUUAAAGUGGGGACAGUGAACAAGGAAGUGCUUAGCACAGAAGAAGCACCAGGAGAGCCCAGGCGGAGCUGCUCUGGCUCCCUGGGAAGUCAGGGAAAGGGGGCCUUGGAGACAGGCUCAGGGGGUCAGCCCGGAUGAGCUGCUGCUGCCCACUGCUCCCCACUGCAGGUAAGGGUUGCAAGCCUCAUGGCCGCCCUUAGAGAUGAGGGGAGAACAGUAAAGAUGCACGCCCGUGGGGCUAGAAGGGUGUGGGCCUGCUCCCCAGAGGGAGCGUGCUGUCGAUGACGUAAUAGAUUGUCCAGCGAUAGGUCAUCUUUGAACACCUGAAAUCAGGUAGAUUAAGGGAAAAAAAAAGAUUACAUCCCUGGCUGGUGUGGCUCAGUGGAUUGAGUGCUGGCCUGCCAGCCAAGGUGGGUCGCUGCUUCAAUUCCUAGUCAGGGCACAUGCCUGGAUUGUGGGCCAGGUGCCCAGGAGGGGGCGCAUGAAAGGCAACCACACACUGAUGUUUCUCUUCCUCCUUUCCCCUCUCUCUAAGAAAAUGAAUAAAUAAAAUCUUUAAAAAACCAUUUAUAGUUUACUUGUAUCUUAUGUAGUCUAGAGUUACACAGAUUUAAAAUUGUUGAUCUAACAGUAAAGACUCAUUUUCAUUUCAAAAUUUGAAGUAAUGCGUAUACUUACAGCCUAAAAAAUGAACAAGAAUCACAUAAUGUCAAAUCCGGUAGGCUCGGUGCAUUUGUAAAGUAUUCAUGCUUUUGCCACAUGCUUUGGCUGGUAAGCAGACGUGCCGCCAGCCUUUGUUAGCGUCCUGUGAAGCACCGCUCUGAGAGUGAUUUUGGUGACGAGUUUCAUGUUCACAUGUAUCACGUUCUCUUACAAGGCGUUCAUUAAAUGGCAGUGUUAAAACUAGUGUUGAAAAGCAUGUUCAAGUCUCAGUAACUUUGGGACAGAAACUAAGUGGGAUAAAGACCAAAGGAAACUACCACUAUGAGCAAGGGUUCUUUUUGAAAGAGUAGAAAUAAUGGUGAGGUAAGAAAAAGCAGUCUCAAAGGAAAGCACUGCGGCAACUGUGGGCUUCUGCUGUUCAGUCAUGCACCCCCUACUUUUACAUUAUUUUGGGGGGGAAAUUAGUUUCAAAAUAUGUGGUGUCCUCUGGAACACAUUCUUCCUAAAAUGUGACUGCCUUAUUGGUACUAGAAAUUUGAUUUGCUAAUAUUUUACUUAGGAAAAUUGCAUUUUCGUGAGUGAGUUUGGUCUUCUGGCUAUGGCCCAGGUUUGGACUGGGAUUUGCUAACUUGUGAAGCAGUUAGGAUGACUGGAUGCAUUUUUCUGUGCAUCAAGCAGUUAUAUUAUAAGCCAGGGGCGUUUUAUUCCAUGAAAGAUUGAAGGAUGGUGCUUAUAAAACUCGAGUUCAGAGCCCUUUCUGGAAGGAAUUUCUCGGUAACUCAGUUUCUUUUAUGAUUAGUAUGUCAUCUAUUUUUAAGUAACUGUAAAAUUUGUUUUCAAAUAUAUCUUUUCAGUCGUGUUUAUUAUUUACUAAAUUUAGGUAACACAUGUCUAGCAAACUUUACUUUUUUGAAAUUUAGUGUGUUUAUUAGAGAAUUUUAUGAAAAAUAAAUUUCUAUUUCUCAGUUUGUUCCUUCUAAGAAAUUUACCUUUUUUUCUAUUUAUUUUUCCUGGACUGGGCUUGCUAAAGGUUAUCUUUUUUCACUUCAAAACAACCAAUUUGGGUUUGUUUAUCAACUGUGAUAUUGUAUUAGUUUCUCAUCAUACAUUUAUCAUUUUUGUUUUUUCUAGAUUUUUUUUCCUGUAACUUUCUGAGUUGUGCUUAUAUUUUUGUUUGUAUACAAAUGAAUAUGUUGAAGGCUUUUGUUUAUCUCAUUUCAAAUAUAUUCACAUUCCAGCUAUGCUGAUAUGUUUUGUUUUCUGGGUAGUUUAUUAUUGUUUUUUAAAUUUUUGGUUUAUUAAGAAUAUUAAAACAUUUCUGUUGGCUCCCCCCCCAGUUUUUACUACUUCUAGGCUUUUUUUACCUUGUAGAAAGAAAACAUGGCUUACUGCUCUGUAGAAUUCACUGAGGUUUGGGGACCUAGCAUUUAAAAAGUGUUCUGUAGAUGUGUGUGUGGGACAGGUGAGCACAUGUUGUUCACUCACUUUAAUGACACUAUUACUGUUUUAUUUUCUUGUUUUUGGUUGUACACUACCAUAGACUAGUCGUGUUGUCUUAAAGUCUCCUGAUACAGUUAUUUCUCUCAAUUUUAUGUCUGCCCAGUGCUUCAGCUCCGUGUAUUUCAGUGCUGUUACAUAGCACCCACACGCUCGUGUCUGUCAGGUUCAGUGUAUAGGGAAGCCUUACUAGUCCGGAAAGUUACUCUUAGUCCAGUUUAUGUUUUUGCCUUGAAUUUUACUUCUUGGAUAUUAGAAUAUUUUUCUUUUUUGUUUGUUUGCUUGAUAAGUUGGUUUUUAUCCUCUUAUUUUUAACUUUUAUAUAAUUUUUCGUUGUUUCUUAAACAGCAUGUCUUUUUAUACUUCAGCCUGUUUUGAGAGUCUGUGCAUUUUGUCAGGGGAGUCCAGGUUUUUUGCUUUAUGUUAAUUACUGACUUCGGUCUUCUGUGAUCAUGUUUCAUGCUUUCUCACUGGUUCCUCUCAUUUCCUGAGUGGACUUUAAUUUCCUGGCUUUAAUUUUCUUAAUGAUUUAGAAAAUAUACAUCCUCUUUUAAACUUUACAAAUGAUUAUGGUAUCAUUUAGGGUUCAGUAUCCAUUCAUGAGAAAGCAACCCUACCAGAGUUUGAACAGGGAGAAUUCAAUGUGAAGAAUUAUUAACUAGUAACAGGGAAUUGAUUAGCCACCGAGAGAGGCCAGGACAUCUCUAAAGAACACAGGACUAGCAGCUGUGGGGAGCCGCCAUUGCUUGUAGACAGAGACCCGAGGGAGGGGUGCACUUGGAAGAGCCCUUCCCCCCCGCAAGGCUGAGACAGAUCUCAUUGAAGGGGAUGUGUGGCCCACUGGGUGCAGAAGUUUGCUGAGGGGCCACAGUGUGAAGUGGCAGGCAGGGCCUCAGGGAAACUCCCUAGGAGGUCACUUGCUGGGCUGCCAGUGACACUUGGAGGGGAGCUGCCUCUGGGCUGCCAGCAGAACCCUGGAGAACAUGCACUGCUGGCUUUCACCCAUCGCUGGCCAAAGUCACGGGCUGACAGUGACUCAGAGGGAGCCACAGGGUUAGCUCUGGAGACAGGUGGCCCCUUCCCCUCGCAGUGUCCUUCUAGUGCCGCCGAGCCACAGUGCCUAGAACCGUGUCCACUGGCAAACGAGGAAUGUCUGUAAGUUACAACGCCAGGACCACAAAGCAGGGCAAGAGGGUGGGUCCGUAGCUGGCCCGGUGACCAUUGUUUUCCAGAGUCACGCUGAAGCCUCAGUUUUUCUUAGCGGCUAAGUAAGGAAUGAAGUUGGUGCCGGAACCACUUUUAAUGCCAUUAACAGCUCCUUUUCGCUAUGGUGAGGGGACUCUUUCUGGUUUUAGUUUUAGGGGAAUCUUCUGGGCAUGUGUGCCGUUUCACCAUUCAGAGCUGUGUUAUUUCAUCUGGUGGUCCUGGUGGCCAGUGUUGGGGUUUCCAUGGAACUUUUUGUGUCUCUGCCCUGGGACUUCCUGUGUUCAGGCCAUUCCUUGGAAGUGUUUCCUUAUUCCUUACCCCUCCUACAGUCCUACAUUAUUUCUUUGGUCCCCUUUAUUCCACAUUUUCAGACAAAGAUAAAGACAAGGAGGGAAGUUCAACAAUAUUAUCUCUUAAAAAACUUUAUUUUUACCAGCAAUACAUGCAUAUAUUUUACAAAAUUAAGUUCUAGGAUGGUGGUGAUGGCUGGAAUAUAACAACCAAAGACCCCCCCCCCCCCAACAACAUUUACAGCGUAACUAGAUGACAAGCUCUCCAACCCCGAGAGCUCCAACAUACGUGUUGGUGGGGAUGAACCACCCAUAGGCACAAGGCCCGUGUGUGCUGAGUCUGCAGGGAAGAAUCAGGGAGGCAAUGGGGUAUCUGACACCUCUAAGAACAGAGCAACUUUAAAGGAGCCAACAGGUCCUCAUGGAAUGAGUGAGCUGUAGACCGAUUUGAGAACUGCUGCUAAAAUUGGGACGGGCUUUGCUGCAGUAGUGAGCUUCUUAAAGGGAGUAAAAGUUUGAAGAGAAAUUAGCAACCUUGAUGAUAAACAUGUUAACCAUUUUUCUUUUUUAGACAGGCCUAAACAUCUCAAGGCAAGAUUUUUUCCUUUGGGGAAAAAAAUACAACUUAGUACUGUGUAGAUGCUAAGGUUAUCACCUAUAACAUCUGUUAACUUGCUGUGUUGGCUUGUGCCGUCCGGUGCGGCAGCCACAAGCCACGCACGAGUCAGGCAUUGGCGUGUGGCUGGCUCACGUUCCUGUGUGCUGUAAGCGGUUUAUUGGAUUAGGAAGACAGUCUGAAAAAAAAACUCAUUUGAAAAUAUUGUUUACAUGUUGAAAUGAAUGAAUUUUUGAUAAUGGUGGCUUACAUAAAAUGUAUUAUUAAAAUUAGGUCCACCUGUUUCUCUUUAAAAAAUGUGGCUAGAACAUUGAAAUUACAUAUGUGGCUUGCAUUAUAUUUCUUCUACAGCACUGUUCUAAUUGUUUGUUAUUGAUUGCUAAUUUAAUUCCAUUGUGGUUUGAGAACCUACUCUGGAUGAUUUCAGUCCCUUUAAAUUUGUCGAAGCUUGUUUUAUGACCCCAGCACGUGGUCCGUGGUGGGGAGUGUUUUUUGUGCACAUGAAGUGUGUAUUCUGCAGGCUGUAAUGUUCUGUAAAUGCCAAUUAGGGAGGUCACGUCGAUAAGCAGAACUCAAGUUUUCUAUAUUUUUAAAUGCUUUUUCUCUCCACUUGUUCUGUAAAUUGCCGAGAGGUGUCGUGAAAUAACCAACUGUAAUUGUGGGUUUGCAUAUGUCUCAGUUCUUGUUUUUCUGUUGAGAAGUUUUGUCUGUAUAUACAUUUAGGAUUAUUACAUUUUCUUGCUGAAUUGUCACUUUUGUGAUUAUGAAAUGCUCUUCUUUAUAUCUGGCAGCAUUUGGCCUAAAACCUACUUUGUGUGAUAUUGAUGUUGCUACUCUAGUUAUCUUAUGAUUAGUGGUUGCAGGAUUAUCCUUUCUCACCCUUUUACUUUUAACCUCUCUGUAUUUUAAUAGUUAAUGUGGGUUUUUAUAGGUAUUAUAUUGUUGGUUGGGGUAGAUGUGUAUCUUAGACUGCUUGAUACUCCACAGGUUAUUGAGGCUUUGUUCCUUUUAAAAAUUAUUGUUUUUCUCCUUCAUUCUUUAUUUUGUAUAAAUCAUAUUGCAGUGUUUUGAGUUUGCUGAUUUUUUCUGCAGUGUCUGAUUUGUUGUUAUGCUUUUGCAGUGAAAUUUUCAUGUCAGAUACUAUAUUUUUGUCCUUAGCAGUCCCAUUUUGUUGUUUUUUAUAUUCAUAUUUUCCUUUACAUUCUUGAGCACAUAAAGCAUGUUUAUAAUAGGUUGCACUCCUUAUCUGCUAAACACUUUAGCAGAUAAGGAUUUUUUCCUGGUUCUAUUUCUAUUGACCGAUUUUUCUCCUGGAUCCCGGCCAUUUUCCAGUUCUUUGGUCUAGAACCUACAAAGGUUGGUACACAUUGCGAAUGUUACAUUGCUGGCUUUGUUUUAUUUGUAGCAGGCUUUAUUCCAGCAGAUAGUUAACUUCUUGAGGAUCAGUUCAAUCCUUUCGAGGCUUGUUUUCCAGCAAACCGGCCCAUGCCUGUUUCUGUAAAUAAAAUUGUAUUGGAACACA